AUGAUUCGUGCAUUCUUGAAAAAACAAACUUUUUCUGAAGGUGCCGAAUGUAUCGUACAAAAAGCGAUGACCGAUUAUGAAUACCUUGGAAACGUGGAUAAAUCGAACGAAGGGGAAUCGUGUGUUCCAUGGAUCGAAUCCACUGAAUCCUGGUUUUCAACUGCUUCCAACACUGAAAAGCAACGAAAACAGCCAACGGAAAACUUUCAUCAUUCGAAGUGUCGGAAUAUUAAGCUCCCGAUUGACCAUCCAAUGCAUAAUGUUACUGCAAAUGGAGCAUUAAAGACAGAUGACAUAACAUCAGGAAGAAAAGGUCCUUGGUGUUUCAUCGAGAAGCCAGGCAACGAUGGGAUAUCAACUUUUAGUUACAGUCCAUCUGCAUGUUUUGAUCCGUGUGAUGAGACCAGAAUAGUAUCAGACACAGAGAAGAAGCGAGUUAUAGAAAAUGGGUAUACAGUUCUCAAGUUAAACUAUAAUCCAACUCUUUUGGAUCCAAUUGAGAAACUAUUUGACAGCUACGACUUUGGGAAUAUGAAGUAUUAUACCUUUAAAAAAUCGAGAGAGCAAGCGCCUCAAUAUCUGGUGCUCCGACGACGAGUUUUCACUGCUCUGUGCAUUAUAUUCGUCGCUGUAAUGAUUUGGAUUUUAACAUGUUUCUGUAUUAAAAAACAUUCUCAAAAGAUUCAUAGAAGAAAGCAGAAGGCUCUCGAAGGAUUCUAUGAGAAUACAGACCUGGCGGACAUCAAAAUGCAGUCAGAAUUGAGAAAGGAACGAGAGGAUGCAUAA
Molecule: messenger RNA, 786 nt
Organism: Caenorhabditis briggsae
Lineage: Eukaryota; Metazoa; Nematoda; Chromadorea; Rhabditida; Rhabditidae
Exons: 3
Coding region: 1-786 (261 amino acids)
Source: RefSeq, a predicted model, not a curated record